ACAGCGAGCGAAGACCGCCGCAGUAGCGGGGGCCUGGACUCGACGCCCCCCCGGAGUUCGAGUCGCCGCACCAUGCCCGGGGUGUCCGAUUCAGGCCCGUCCACCUCCUCCACGGAGACUGCGACCCCGUGUGCCAGGAAGAAAGUGCAUUUUGGUAGCAUACACGAUGCAGUACGUGCCGGAGAUGUAAAGCAGCUUUCAGAAAUCGUACAACGUGGUGCCAGCAUUAACGAAGUUGAUAUUCUCCAUAAAUUUACCCCUUUACAUUGGGCAGCACACUCUGGCAGUUUGGAGUGUCUUCAUUGGCUUCUCUGGCAUGGAGCUGAUAUCUCACAAGUAACUGUGCGAGGCUGGACAGCAGCUCACAUAUCUGCUAUCAGGGGCCAGGAUGCUUGCAUGCAGGCUCUUAUAAUCAAUGGAGCCAACCUGGCCGCUCAAGAUGAUCGUGGGUGCACUCCUUUACACCUUGCUGCAACACAUGGACAUUCUUUCACUUUACAAAUAAUGCUCCGAAGUGGAGUGGAUCCCAGCGUGACUGAUAAGAGAGAGUGGAAACCUGUGCAUUAUGCAGCUUUUCAUGGGCGGCUUGGCUGUUUGCAACUUCUCGUGAAAUGGGGAUGUAGUGUAGAAGACGUGGACUACAACGGAAACCUUCCAGUUCACUUAGCAGCCAUGGAAGGCCACCUUCACUGUUUUAAAUUCCUACUCAGUAGAAUGAGCAGUGCCUCCCAAGGUUUGAAAGCCUUCAAUGAUAAUGGAGAAAAUGUAUUGGACCUGGCCCAGAGGUUCUUUAAGCAGAACAUUUUACAGUUUAUCUGGGGGGCUGAGUAUGAAGGAAAUGAUCCAACAGAUCAAGAAACAUUAGCAUUUCCAGGUCAUGUGGCUGCCUUUAAGGGUGAUUUGGAAAUGCUUAAGAAAUUAAUAGAAGAUGGGGUAAUUAAUAUUAAUGAGCGUGAUAAUAAUGGAUCAACUCUUAUGCAUAAAGCCGCUGGGCAAGGCCAUAUAGAGUGUUUGCAAUGGCUGAUUAAAAUGGGAGCAGACAGUAACAUUACCAACAAAGCUAGGGAGAGACCCAGUGAUGUGGCUAAGAGGUUUGCCCAUUUAGCAGCAGUAAAGCUAUUAGAAGGACUACAGAAAUAUGAUACAGAUGAUGAGAAUGAAAUUAAUGAAAAUGAUAUUAGGUUUUUUAUAAGACAUGGUGUUGAGGGAAGCACUGAUGCCAGAGAUGAUUUAGGUCUCAGUGAGUCAGAUAAAACAGAUGCCAGAGUGAGAGCUUAUAAGAAAAUCGUAGAAUUGAGACACCUCCUUGAAAUUGCCGAGAGCAACUAUAAACACUUGGGAGGAAUAACAGAAGAAGAUGUGAAGCAGAAGAAAGAACAGCUCGAGUCUGAAAAGACUAUCAGAGAGCUGCAGGGCCAGCUGGAGUACGAGCGAUUACGCAGAGAGAAGCUGGAAUGUCAGCUGGAUGAGCAUCGAGCGGAGGUGGAUCAGCUCAAGGAGAUGCUGGAAAAAGCUCAGGUCCCCAGCUUUGUGGCUGUGGAAGAUGACAUUUCCUGUGACUUAAGCAAAGAGAAGAGGCGAGUGAAGAAGAAGGUGUCUUCUGGGGGAGUUUUUGUGAAAAGGUACUAAUCAGUAGAUAGCUUUAAAUAAACUUGAUUUUUUCUAUUUUUAAAUAGAUAUAAGUGUAAAUCUAUAUAAAUUCAUCUCAGAAUUACUCUGAUGCGCAGUUAUUCCAAUUCUGAAGGCAGAAAUAUGUUACAUAAUGUCAAAGGGAUUAAAAUUACAUGGACUCAGUUGUAUUUCCCCUCCCAAUAUACUUUUCAUAUAUUUAUGUGGGCAAGUCAAAACUGUGAAUUAUUAAUUUUUCCAGUAUUCACAUAAACUUUAAAAUGUAAUGCAGUUAGUAAUAAAAAGGUUUAGUUAUAUAUAUUAAAGAUUAUUGAAAGUUCUGUUAUGGCUUCAUAAUAAAUUAUAUUUCUU
This is a messenger RNA of Cervus elaphus (red deer), 1980 nucleotides long. It is a transcript of the gene ANKRD42, whose product is annotated as ankyrin repeat domain 42. Gene Ontology annotation, molecular function: protein binding. NCBI's taxonomy places the organism in Eukaryota, Metazoa, Chordata, Mammalia, Artiodactyla, Cervidae. The record is from RefSeq and is a predicted model, not a curated record. The transcript is spliced from 12 exons. The coding region runs from base 73 to 1629 and encodes 518 amino acids.